UUACCUGCCUUUUUAGGGAGAACUGGCUGGGUGCUAUGCAGAAAGCAAAACCUGUGCUGUUCUAUCUGCUUCGCUUCCUUGCCGACCUUUCUUCUCUGUGUGUGCAUCGAGCUACAGCUGUGCACUUUCAGAGUGUCUGCGUGUAGCUAAGUGUGUAGCCAAGUGCACCUAGUGCUCUUUUUAUUCAUAGCUUCAUUUGGAACCUUUCUGAAUCAUAAUUUGAACAGUACGCCGUGUGAUAGAAGAUGCACUAUUACCGAUAUUCUAAUGCAGAAGUCAGCUGUUGGUACAAAUAUCUGCUCUUCAGCUACAACAUUGUCUUCUGGCUAGCUGGCAUGGCAUUCCUUGCGGCUGGACUGUGGGCAUGGAGUGAAAAGGGUGUGUUAUCUGACCUAACAAAGGUGACUGGUCUUCAUGGUCUUGAUCCAGUGGUGCUUGUCUUAGUCGUGGGAAUCGUGAUGUUUACUUUGGGAUUUGCUGGCUGUGUGGGAGCUCUGAGAGAAAACAUCUGCCUUCUGAAGUUUUUCUGUGGAACGAUUGUAUUUAUAUUUCUGUUGGAGCUGGCAGUGGCUGUUCUGGCUGUCUUGUUCCAGGACUGGGUGAGGGACAAAGUCAAGGAGUUCUUUGAGAAUAACAUUAAGUCCUAUCGAGAUGAUAUUGACCUCCAGAACCUCAUUGAUUCGCUACAGAAAAUUAACCAUUGCUGUGGUGCCCAAGGCCCGGAUGACUGGGAUUUCAACAUAUACUUCAACUGCAGCAGUGAAAGCAAAAGUCGUGAGAAAUGUGGUGUUCCAUUCUCCUGUUGUAUACCUGAUCCUGCUCAAAAAGUUGUGAAUACACAGUGUGGCUAUGAUGUCAGAAAAAAGAGCAAGAAUCAGUGGGAUGAUCAGAUAUUCAUCAAAGGUUGUAUCGUUGCUCUGGAAGCUUGGUUGCCUCGAAAUAUCUACGUUGUUGCAGGUGUCUUCAUAGCUAUCUCACUGUUACAGAUUUUUGGAAUUUUCCUAGCCAGGACAUUGAUUUCUGAUAUUGAAGCUGUAAAAGCAGGCAAUGCCUUCUGAGUAUAAAAUUGAACAUAUGUUGCAAAAAGUAUAUCUUACUAUUCUUGGUCAGACAUGAAAAUGGAAAGAAAUGCACAGACCAUGAAAUACUCCUGGUAUUACCUGCUCAUGGGUUUUGCUUCAGGCUGGUACAAAAAAGAAUCUGCAGCUCAUCCGUCUGCCUUUUUUCUUAUGAGACAACUCAGUGCAUCAGAAUUGAUCUCUGGUGAGGAAGAAAUGGAAGUUUCCCAAGUUGUCAGAACUGAUUUUAAACUUGUAGGAAGAAGAAAUUGAACUGCUUUAAGCUCCUUCCUUGAAGAAUUACCAUGAAGAUUGUUUUGAUUUUACUCUGAACUGUCAUUGCUUUCAGUGUUAUAAUCUCUUCAGAAGGCCUGCUGAUCUCUUAAGAACAUUGAAAAGGUUGUAGUCUCUACAGUAGACUCAUGCAGUCAGUUGGGCAAGUUGACCACCAACUGUCAUCAUGGUGGUAUUGGAAAUGGAAGCAAAUAUCACAAAUUUUCCAGUUCUUUUCUUCUUGGUUGUGCAGAAAUAGGGGGUAUUUCUGUUCGACUGGGAAUGAAGCAGAAGCAGAAACUUACGUUCAGCCUUGGAUAGCUUGAGUAACCCAAGCAGUUAUGAAAAUGCAUGAGGGGAAAAGUCUGACUCUAUAGUAUUAUAUGUUAGCAAUCUCCAUUUCAGGCAAGGGAAUGUGAAUCCUUAGUGCUGUUUCCUGUCUGGAAAAAAUGUAAAUAGUCUUUAUUUAUAGAAAAAGGAAAAAACUCUUUAAAAAUGUGUAGCUUUUUACUGUUUAGUGCUAUUUUUUAAGAAAUGCUGCCCUCAGAAUUUUGGAAGUGCAGUUUGUUUCAGUAGUUAGCAAGCAUGCUAAUGCUAGCUUUGGACUUGUUUUCCUUUCCUCUGGUUUCUUUGCUAUGCUGAUCAUUACAAGCCCUAAUUGCUAGUAUCAAAGUUGAUGAAAACAUUCAGAUUCAGCGUUAAUCACUACUGGCCUUUUUUUUUUUUAUUAUCAGAAAGUCUGCAUUUAGUAGAACACUAGCUUUUGAAUUUUUUAUGAAUCUUCUAUAAAGUUACUAAAUCAUCAGUUCUGUUUGUCUUCUAAUCUGUGGUUCAAAUGCCAAUCACAGUGUGCUGACAGGAACCAUUUCUUCACAGUUUCUUCUUAUGGUAUCAAACCAAAGUACUUCUACUGAAAUAAUUUCUGUGGGUUUUUACUGUUUUUACUUUUACCAGAAGAAAACUGAACUCUUCUUCCCAUCCUUUUUUUCCUGAAGUGCAGUAAGAUGGCCAGUCUUGUCUGAAAGUCUUUGGAUUAGGACUGCAGUGGCUGCAGAAGCACGGCCACGCCUGGCAUACUAUUUUAAUCUGUCAAAGAUGGAUGUAUAUGGAUGAAAACUUCUAGGAAGUAGUUGUUGGUUUUACAGUAGGCUGUAUAACUAACAGUGUUUACUGCUUCCAGUGGCACCCAUUUUUUUCAGGGAGAGCAGAUUUUUUUUUUUUUUUUUUUUUUACAGUGCCUGAGAGUGUAAAUUUUAAAGAAGUAUAUAUUUUUCUAAUGAUAUUUUACUACAUGUAGUCUGUGUGAAGAACUUGAUAGUUGUAUUUCCAAAGCCUAUGGCCUUCUUAGGAAGCCAAACUCCUAAAUCUUUCAAUUCCAUUUUUGUAUUACGCAUGUAUUAAUGAAUGUUUCACUGGCAGAAGCUGACUUGCAGUAAGAAUCUUUGUGUUGCUUGUCCAGAUGUUCUUGUAGCUUUUUACCCUGUGAAACACUUCACAGGCCAUGCUGUACUUCUCAUGUAUAUUUCAAUGCAGCUUUAUAGUUCUUUUUCUGGCUAGUGAUUGAGACAGAAGAGGACAAAGAAGCUUGUCUCAAGUUGGCUGAUUUCCUUAGAACAGAGAACAGUCCAAUAUUAUUCGUCUGGAAAACCUGUAAGUAAAAUCUAUAGAAGUGCACUGUGAUACUUCUUUAGCUUCAUUAUGCAACAAGGGAAAAAUAGCUGUAGAUCAAUGAAGGAAGGGCAAGAUGCAUUUCUUCUGCAGAGCCUUGAAUUUGUGGUCUGUAUUACCUUUUUGUUGAAUGUAGUUCAUUAGGAGCAGCCAAACAUUUGCUGCAGUUAUUCUGUGAUUCUGUGAUACUUUGCAAGCAACAAAGCGGUGUUUUGUAACUUUUUGUAACGUUUGCUUUUAACUCUGGUGCUCAAAACUAUUACAACCAGCUUGCUCUAUUCUGUGUGAUAAUCUGAUGUAUAUAAGAUUGGAGAAUACUUCCUGUUGUAACUUUCUGUUUGUAAAACAUCAUAUUGAAAAUUGCAUCAUGGAGUACAUUUCACUGUGCCAUUUUUUGACACAAGGCACGUAGUGCUGGGAAGUUGUUUCAAGAGUUGAUGAAAAUCAUCGUGGCUUCAACAAGGUCAAUAAUGGAGUUCACACACUGAAGUUAGCUGCCACCCAGGGCCUGUUCCAUCCAUCAGAGUUCCACUGUCUGCAGAUCCUUGCCAAGAUGCCUGAAGACAAAUGAGUACUUGAUUUCUUUUGGUUUUUCAAUACUCUGGUUUGUAUGCAAAGCAGAAUUUAAUCAGCGUUGUCUUUCUACAGUUUGUUCUUACUGGCCUUGGCCAUGUUAACACCAGCUUUGUAGUAUCAAUACUCUUUGGAAUCUUUUGGAACUGAGAAUCUUUUGGAAUCUUUUGGAACUUUUUCAACCUAUCUGAGGCUCUUUACAUUCAUGAACAUUUCUGUUUUCACCAUGGAUAAACUUCUCUGCAUUUAUUCAGUAAAAUUUUUAAAAUCC
This is a messenger RNA of Lagopus leucura (white-tailed ptarmigan), 3843 nucleotides long. It is a transcript of the gene TSPAN14, whose product is annotated as tetraspanin 14. Gene Ontology annotation, biological process: protein localization to plasma membrane; regulation of vascular endothelial growth factor signaling pathway; protein maturation. The record is from RefSeq and is a predicted model, not a curated record. The transcript has 9 exons. Gene Ontology annotation, cellular component: membrane. Lineage: Eukaryota; Metazoa; Chordata; Aves; Galliformes; Phasianidae. The coding region runs from base 246 to 1058 and encodes 270 amino acids.